UCGGAAUCGAAUCUAAAAAGCAGAGAGGUAACUCGCAUUUUCCAAGGACCCUUUUGUAAACCAAAACCACUGGUCUUUGCACAGAAAAAAAAAAGAAAAAAAAGCGAAGAGCCCUAAGGACCCAUCUCUGUUCGAGCGAGAGAAGACGAUAAUGGCGACAAACAGCGCAGCGGCGGUGGAUUUGGAAGAUGUUCAGACCGUCGAUCUCAUGUCCGAACUCCUCCGUCGUAUGAAAUGUGCUUCAAAGCCUGAAAAGCGCCUCAUUUUCAUUGGUCCUCCCGGUUCGGGGAAAGGCACGCAGUCUCCCGUGAUCAAGGAUGAGUUCUGCUUGUGCCACUUGUCAACCGGUGAUAUGCUGAGAGCAGCUGUUGCGGCGAAGACUCCUCUCGGCGUAAAAGCAAAGGAGGCAAUGGAAAAGGGAGAUCUUGUAUCGGAUGACUUGGUUGUCGGCAUCAUGGAUGAAGCAAUGAACAGACCGAAAUGUCAGAAAGGUUUCAUUCUUGACGGGUUCCCGAGGACCGUGACCCAAGCCGAGAAGCUCGAUGAGAUGCUCAAGAGGCGAGGAUCCGAAAUUGACAAAGUUCUCAACUUUGCUAUCGAUGAUUCUAUUCUAGAAGAAAGAAUUACCGGGCGGUGGAUCCACCCUUCAAGUGGCAGGUCUUACCACACUAAAUUCGCGCCUCCCAAAGUUCCCGGUGUCGAUGAUGUUACCGGAGAACCACUGAUCCAACGUAAAGAUGACAAUGCCGACGUUCUUAGGUCGAGGCUUGACGCAUUCCACAACCAGACAGAACCGGUUAUUCAAUACUACGGCCAGAAGGGAAAACUCGUGAACAUUCCGGCCGAGAAACCUCCUCAAGAGGUUACCGCAGAGGUGAAGAAAGCUGUUUCUGCCUGACCUUAACCGCAUCUGAAUUCCGAAAAUCUUUGUUUUUACGACUUGAAAACGAUCGGUAAGAGACUAAGUACAUACCCCGAGAAAACGCCUCGAUCCAUUGCAGGGCUUGCUUUCGAUUUUUUCGUGACCCGGAUGUUUGAACUGCGUUAAAUAACCGUUGCGCUAUCACUGAUGGGCUUGUUGCAAUAUGCUAAGGGAUGGUUGUCCUUUGUUCCAAUACAUGAGAUUUAAGAAUUUGUCGAACGAACGAAAGAAGGCUUACAUGUCCUACAUCCA
Molecule: messenger RNA, 1174 nt
Organism: Tarenaya hassleriana
Lineage: Eukaryota; Viridiplantae; Streptophyta; Magnoliopsida; Brassicales; Cleomaceae
Product: adenylate kinase 3
Exons: 6
Coding region: 152-898 (248 amino acids)
Biological process (GO): nucleobase-containing compound metabolic process
Cellular component (GO): mitochondrion; cytoplasm
Molecular function (GO): AMP kinase activity; ATP binding
Source: RefSeq, a predicted model, not a curated record